AGUCCCCCUCCCUUGGAAUGUAUUAGAUGUAAUACAAUAAACAAUGAGUUUUGUGCUAGAAGAACUGGUCUUGAACUCACCCAAAACCGCCCAAGGCAACUGAGUCUUUGUUUUCAAUAGAAGAAGGCAAGGACUUUGGAAAUAAGAUUAAAAGUGUCGAUAUAAUGGUCCUCAUCACGACAACUGAAAAUCUUUGUUUCUCGUUUGUCGCAUGACGAUGUUUCUACGAAAUUCACCAAUAGUGCCACGUAGUGUAACCAUAUGUAUGAAUAUAAGCAUCCAACUUCUACGAACAGGGAUUGCAUCUAGUGGCGUACUACAACUGUAGUCACUACUUCUUGCUCCUAACCACACGAAGGGACCAUCAUGUCGGACGUUCUGUGGACCGGUGACUGCGUGUGCUGCGGCCAGCGCGAGCGGCUGGGCUACAGCCGGCGGCACGAGGGUUUCCACUGUUGCGCGUGCCACGACUACUUUGACAGCAGCUCGCGCAACAGCUCCUUGGCAAGUAGCGGCCGCGCUGUGUCGUCCGACGACUUUUUUGUGUACAGCAUCCGCCCCCCGUUUUCCAGCUUUGCCGACCAGAUCGUGGUCUCGGCGGGCAGCUCGAAACGGCACUGCGGACGCGGGACGGGGGCAAGUCUCUGGAUUUCCGCGGAGCUUCUCAUGGCGCACAUGCUCUGGUUCCUCAAGUUCGAUCACUUCGCAUCAACAACAACCACGGAGGCGGUAAAGAACGUCGAUAAAGGAGGCGCUAAUAGUCUUCUUGGAGGUCGAUCGAGCCUAGGAGGAGGACCAGGUACCAGCACCGCGCUCAUCAGCAACAAAGGCUACGCGGCCAGGAGGGACCUCGUGAGCCGAGCAGUGACGCUGGUGCGCGCGAAACUUCUCCGGGAAGAUCAGGUCGUGAAUAAGAACUGCCACGUUGUGCCGCAGCACUGGAAGCUUGCUGUUAACGACAGAUGUGACUUCCUCGGAGACCACGUGGGUUCUUGUGCUGUUCCGCUGAGCUCCACUAGGAACAGUCAUGCCAGAGGACAAGAACAAAUCGUCGAGCAGCCCCAUCAAGUGGAAGUUGGCGCUGGAGUGCUGGACCACGCGGCCGCGCCUUCAUCUCCCAGCGCCGCAGGAACAACCACUUGCAGUUCCUCCGCGCUUCUUUUGCAGAAGAGCCUGUAUUUGCACCAGCUGACAAGGAUUUUUGACGAUCCUGCCGCGGUGCAGGUCGCAGACAUGAACUCUAUGCCGCCACCGGCGUUAGUAUGUUCUCGGCCAGCACAAGGGGGCAGCACGACCACGAGCACAACAGCACUGGGAUUCGCUGGCGCUGGUGGAACAGUUGCGCGCAGCGAAGGCGAUGGUCCAGCAGCGGGUCGUGCCGCGGAAACCGGUACUAGAACUGGGAAUAACGACCAGAAUGCGCUGUGUCACAUAGACUCCGUCUCCGCCUCCCCGCCGCGUUCACCGGGAGGAAGCAUGAAACGAGCACGGGAUAAUCAUGAACAGGGUGGAGAACCAGAAGCACCCUUGCAGGCCGUGGGUCGUUCGACGUUGGUCGAGGAAAACAAGAAGAAUAUCGACACCGCGCGUAGUGGCACCAGCGCGACAUCAAUCCCCGCGCCUGCGGGAGGAGUGACGCUGGUUCCGGCAACCGCGGCUAACAUCCAACUAGUGGAAGACCGGCACCAGCAGAAUGUCCCCACCCUUGUGCGGCAGGGCCAACAGUUGCUGUCUUCCCCGGUCUCCUUCGUUACCAGCGAGAACGAUGAGGAGGACCUGGAUGUAAUCCAGGACUUUUACAACCAAGAAAACGAGGAGAUGUCGUCGACCACCGCGUCCUGGGUGGACCCAAACGAACAGGAAGACCGCUACCGCUCGCUGUAUGACGACGUUUGCAACUAUGGGAGUGUCAGAAUCGAAAUUGACAAAAUCGAAAAACUUGCGAUGCACAAAAUCGAUGUCAGUUGGAGCCUCAGUUUCCAAGUGGCGCAUGACAAACUUCGGGAGCACCCAAAUCCAGUCUGUCAUGCUGUUUGGGCACAGAAGACUGCUCCUGUCGUGCUACUCUGGCAGCACAUUGCAUACCCCUAAACAGGCUUACAAUCGCUCUCAUUUGCCUGCUCCCCGAUACAGGCCUUCAGUGUCCUACAUUUUACGCAUCACAAACUUUUCGACUUUUUCGGUUUCGAUCCUGACACAUCCAUAGCAACGGCGACAGCAGGCCGCUCGUUUCCUCGAUGCUCUGCGGACCGGACGUGGAGGCGUUUUUUCUGCUCGCCCUGGAGCAACAGAUCGAGGAGAAGCGGAAACUGGAAGCGGAGCUAGCAGAAGCGAACAGAGCAGUUGUAGCAGCACCAGUACCGGGGUCUUGCUCAGUAGGCGCGAGUUCUUUUCCGCCCGUCCCCCCGCCCAUUUCGCAGUCCCUGCCCCCGCGGCAGCAGAGCCGGAUGAGCGGUAAAAUCAAGAAGCGGUUUCGCAUGCGCACCGAUUCGGUCCUUAUGGAGCUCGGGUGCGGCCUCGCGCAGCCGAGCAUCUGCCUGGGGUUGAACAGUUUGGCGAAUUACACCGGAAAUCACCCAGCAGUCGUGAACCCCGACGGCAGCGUGUGCUCCGCCUCCCCGAUGGCGAGCGUUGCUCCUGUAAACCCACUGUUUAACCAAAUUGCGACAAGCGCAGGAACUUCUACUGAUCGUGAUGUGCACGAUAUUGACAGCAGCUGCACGAUGUUGAUGCAACUCGAAGACGGGCGGGGGGCCACAAAAAUUAUGACUGCCUCGUUGGAAGGAGAUGGACGUGGACCAUCAAGAACAGUUUCGGCCGCUGGGGGAGGUGCUGCUUCUGCAUCUAGUACAACUUCAGCUCCUUCUCAUCCGCACCACAAGAGGGCGAGUGUGGAGUUCGACGAGGACAGGGGAGAUUAUGAUCACCAGGAUGAGGACAACUACGCUCAUCUCGGCGUGCUGCUGGACUACAAUGCUACGGACCAGAACGCGGUCGGGGAAACAUCAAGAACGGCGGCCGCAAGAAGCAACAGUACUACACCUGGAAGUAGUAGAACUACCCAGCCAGCCGUGGUUCACCUGGAUGCCUUACAGGCACAGAUGGAGCGCUUACUAGAAGAACAAGCUGCAGGAAAAAGCAGCGGCACUAAUACUCCUGCGACCUCUUCGCACGGGAAAGCGCGAAAAAUCGACGACCACGCCGACAAUUUUCUUGUGCCUGCUGGUGCAGACGGGCCUGCAAAUAUUCCGCCGGCUGAGCUGAAAACACCAAGUAGCAGUAAGAACACCGUACCUAGUAACGAUCAAUCGAGUGACGUUCUUGUGCCAGCUGGAGCUUCGUCAACAAAGCUCAAAGCAGUACAACAUCACCGAUUUCCGCGUAUCGUCGCCACUGAUAUGGGCGUGGUGCUGCCGAUCACGGAGGAAAACGUCGAGUGGAUAUGGGGUGCAAAUAUCGAUCUGGGUCUGGAAGAUCUGUGAUGUGCGAUCUGAAGGAUAUUAACCUUGACAAGGUCAAGGUUAGGACUGACCGACUUUUCUGUCAUUCUGAAUGAAGCCAGUUCGUGAUGCGUUUUGCUUUUGCGAAUGAACAAUCUGCAUUCAAUGAAUAAGGAUAAGCAUAAGCUGCAUCGUAAAAUGUUUGAGGUUGUUUCUUCUACGGGUGCGAGGUUAUGCAAAAAUGCAAGCGGGUGCGACUACGCGAGUAUCAAUCAGCGACAGAAAUUUCCCGACCGAGAUCUUCGAUAUUUGCAGUGCAUAGCGGAACUUUCGCUACCACGUGCUCAAGGAACCCGUCCGGUUUGCGAAGCCGCAAAACCAGUUCAACACCAACAUCGGGUUUCUGGAACGCGAAUACCGCGACUCCGAGGCCGACAAUGUGUCCAUGAUUGGUGCGGGUAGUUCCCAAAACUUGGUCAAUAUGGGCUUGAUGGCAGGCGGAGCAGCAGGAGCACUACCAGUGCCGACAAAUUACAACUUGUCAUCCACUUCCCGCGGCAACAUGAAUGUAGUCGCGCGCGGCGGUACCAGAAGUGCUGGAACAAGUGGAGCUACUUCUAGUACAACUACUUCAUCUGGGGCACCGAGAACAACUAUCCCUGGCACAACCAGCCUGUUUCUGCAAGAACACCCAUCUACUUCAAGUGCUGCAGCGAGAAACACUCCACAAGUCGACGGCUCUCCGAUGGAAGUGGAUGCGGCGUCGGUUGAGCCCCCGCCGAUUUUUUCUGGGUCGUCCUCCUCCCGAACCACCGCGAAUGGGGAACAACCACAACAAGACGCGGAAGCCAGCAGGUGCCUGAAUCUUCACCAAAGUAACGGCGGGGGUCCGCAGAGCAACAGCAAGCUGGACCGCGCGCCUUCUUGGACCCUGCCCCAGGGACCACCGCCCCAGGCCGCUCAAAUCGUGCAGCCUGGUGGUACUAGUCUUUUCGGUGGAGGUUCUGCAGGUGCUGCUGGCCCGACACAUGGUACCAACGUGAAUCUUCUAGAAGGCGGGAUUUCGAGCAGCAAAGCUCCUCUUGGUCGUGGCCAUGGAAUGCAUCUACCGCACAACAACCCAAUGUCAAGCGGGAGCGAGGUCAACCAUAGUGGUACCAUGCCAAAUAGAACGAACGUCGGCGCCACAUCGUCGUAUCCCCCCGCAAGCCAGAAUCAUCUUCAGCCGCCGUCGUUGCAGCGCGGCCGCAACGUGAUGCGCACGCCGCAAGACCAUAUCAGUCAAACCGCUGCGCGGCAGUCGCCCUUUGGCGGGGGUCCGUUUCCCACGUCCACCUAUCCGCGCGCGGGGAAGCGGUCGGCCGAGAACCUGGCCAGUCUGGCUAUGGAUUGCAAAAGUAUCGCACUAAGGUAAAUAAAAUUGCAUCAUUAGAGCACGACAAAUGAAGUUCGUUAUCGUUACGACGGUGAAUAAUUGCCGCUGAAAUCAGUUUAAGUUUUGUCAUGAUCGAUAGAUUGCAAUUCCUAGCAGGAGUGCGAUACAACUUUUGCACAGGAUGCUGGCAGAGCAGAAACCAAACUACAGCUUCUCGGCUAAGGACCAGCAGGAAUUGCGGGCGCUGGACGUGGCCCAGGUCCGGCAGCUGCAGUGGGGGGAAAAGGAGCAAACCUUGAACCUGAUCCAGGAGUUUGGGCAGCCCGACUUUUUGAUUGGCUCGAGCCUCUGCUACGACGAGGACUUUUCGGUCUCGUUGCUCGAAACCUUCCUGCAGCUCGCAAAGCCCGCGGUGUUUUGGGAUAUCCACACGAAAACCACCAUCCCCAUCCAAUUUGUCAUGCAAAACAUGUAUAAAAUCCGUAAAAUCCUGUGUUUGUCAUGCAUAAGAUGGAUGGGGGAGGUUUUUUUUUCCUGGAUAUGGGAGCCCGAGGAGCUAUUGUUCCUGCGAAAAAAGGUGUUGCAAGACCUCGCGGCAAGUUCUCCGUCGACCAGGAAUUCUAGUUCGUUUUUCCCGUCGUCGCGUGGUAGUACAAGGCGUGAGUCAACAAGUACUUCUCAAAAUAAAUCCUCUCCGACGACGCUGACAACGAGCUUGCUGUCCCACGCGACCCGCGAUGUGCUGCUCCAUGAACUCACGGAGGAUGAGCUGCAGCGGCAAAUCUCGGACAACCGGAAAAAGUUCGCCGCCGCCACGGCACCGCCCUUUGGAGGGGUCGUGCUUAGUAGUACGUCGGAGAUCAUGAGUAGCUUUCUGCCCACGAUGAACGAGGUACGAGUGAACGAGGACAACUCGGAUUUGAGUGGCACAACGAGGUACCUCCGGUCGGGCACGAUUCUGGUGCUGGCGCUGGAGCAGAGGGAUCGAGAUCUGGACAACUUUUUGAAGUACGCGACCGAGUACGUGGAAGCGGGCAAGUUGGUGAUGAAGUUGGUGAAAACCCUGCGCGGCACACACGCGUACGCCAGCCCGACGAAAAUCUACGAGUGCUACGUGCCCAUCCAGGUGACCGAAGAGCAGAGCGCCCUGGACGCGGUCGUCGGGGGCGGCAACAGGGCGGCUGCAGGUGCUGCUGGUGGAGUUACAACUCCAGUCUUUGCACCGGCGAGCUUAGCCGGGAUCAACUACGGACGAGGUGCGGGGGCUAGUGGUGCAGCCACCUCCGCUAAUAGCUAGUGGAGCUUGAAAAUCGACAGGCGAGCCGGGAGUUCUGCAAAAUAAAUUUCGGUGGGUUUAGUAUGUUCAUGAAGCUUCUAGAAAGUUUAAGUUCAUUUUCAUACCGCAGCCGAAGUAGAAGUACUGACGAACUGCCAACAUUACAUUGAUAACGAUGUCCUCGAUGCUUAGCAUGUUGCUUCACGACCACGAGGACCGCCACCAUUGAAAACCAUUUCUUGCUCCGCUAAGAACUGAAUUCCGACUUCUAAAAUCGAGCCGAAACUACAUGGUGCGCAAGUCUCCACCAAGUAGCUAGCAGAGUGACGGUGAAAGACCCUCUAACCCACAUCCACAAACUACGUUCUAACUGUAGGCUGAUGUACAUUAUACUGUAAGUGUAAAUAAUAAAGACGCUUUUCAUCACAUCAUGUUCAUGUUCAUGGUCAUGUUUUCGAGGGGAAGUGACGAGGGCGAGCACAACGUGGACCCGAAGAACGUCUGUCAUGAAAUAUCGCAGGAUGGUGUGGUGUCGUCACCACGUCCGUCUUCCCAGCAUCGUUUCGCGAUCUGUAUACGCGCCGCCGAAUCUGAUUGAGAUUGACAAAAUUGCUUUCUGGGCCGGAUGCUUCUUUCUCUUUUUUUGCUCGUACUAUCUUUGUGUAUCAUUCAAGUUUCUUCGUAGAGUUUAGACAGGCCGUUGCGUGGUGCCGGUGCGUCUGCGUGCAGCAGCUACCUUGCACAUGAUCAAUGCAUUGCGUGGAGGUUGUUUGUUUGUGUCGUAGUUGUUCUGUUCCUGGUGUGGUAUUGGCAAUGGCGGACGGAGUUCCUGUGAGUGUGAGCGGCCAGAGUCCCCUACUUCAAGCUUGCCUCCCCUACCACGAGUGUAUACCACCCAGUUCAAAAGCGGCGCACUGCACAUAUUACCACAAAACGUAACAUUGCCUGUCCGAGAGUAAAGCAAAGUGCAUACGUACCUACAGAUAUAACGUGACUGGCGCUUCACCUUCAGAUUCAGCGCCCACAUUUUCGUUGUGUGAUGGGAUCAUCCACAAGAGUGCUCUGCUUGAGACAAAAA
Amoebophrya sp. A120 is the source of this 7169-nucleotide messenger RNA. NCBI's taxonomy places the organism in Eukaryota, Dinophyceae, Syndiniales, Amoebophryaceae. The record is from the annotation of a GenBank genome assembly.